Molecule: messenger RNA, 1236 nt
Organism: Saccharomycopsis crataegensis
Lineage: Eukaryota; Fungi; Ascomycota; Saccharomycetes; Ascoideales; Saccharomycopsidaceae
Gene: RPN9
Product: proteasome regulatory particle lid subunit RPN9
Exons: 1
Coding region: 1-1236 (411 amino acids)
Biological process (GO): ubiquitin-dependent protein catabolic process
Cellular component (GO): cytosol; proteasome regulatory particle, lid subcomplex; nucleus
Molecular function (GO): structural molecule activity
Source: RefSeq, a predicted model, not a curated record
AUGAGUUUCGAAGAAGACGUCUCAACUAUCCUCGCCACCCUUAGAUUAGAGUCAAACGAUGAACUUACAGGGCUUUAUUACUCUUUCGAAGACCUUUACGAGAGAAAGUUGUGGCAUCAGUUAACCGCUGCCCUUGAUGAAUUCUAUCAUGAUUCCACCUCCUCAGGUAUACGUCUUCGUGUCUUCAAUAACUUCAUCAUGAAAUUCUACAAGAAAAUCAAUCAAUUGAAAUUUGUAGAAUUCUUGUUGUUGUCAGUCGACGAAAUCUCCGAUAACCUCGAAAAAGUCGAAUUCUUGUCAUCGAUCGACGCCAAAAUCAUCAAGGACUUGCCUUCUGAAGAAUCAAAAUCAAGCUUCAAUUUGGGCCUCCACGAAUCUUAUAACCAAACAGAUGACAAGGUCCAAGCUCAUAUCUAUUUACAAGUGGCAAUUGCCAAAGUCUCUCUUUACCUCUCAAAGUUUGAAGAUGCCCGCAAGAUUUUAGAUGACUGUUCUGCCAAAAUCGACGAACUCAAUAUCAUCGGCUCGCAAAUCACUUCUGCUUACUAUUCUACCAACGCAGAAUUCUACAAAUUAAAGUCUGAUUACAAUAAUUAUUACCGUAACUCUCUUUUAUAUUUAUCAUCGAUCGAUAAAGAAUAUCUUGCCACCAAAGUCUCCACCAUUGAAAAGACCAGAACUGCCUACGAACUUGGUAUUGCCGCAUUGCUCGGUGAUGAUAUCUAUAAUUUCGGGGAAUUAUUGUUGCAUGACAUUCUAAACUUCCUUGACGACGCCUCCGGUUACACCUGGCUCAAAGAAUUAUUAUUCACCCUCGACCAUGGUGAUCUAGCGAACUUCCAAACAAUGUUGCCAACAAUCGAAGUAAAGUCUCCGCUUUUAUAUUCAAAUAUUCAUUUCUUGAAACAAAAGAUUUGUUUGAUGUCACUCACCGAAGCCAUCUUUGAAAAACCAAAUGGGAAGCGUAUUUUGACAUUCCAAGAAAUCGCCACUAAUACUUUAACUGACACCAAUGACGUGGAAUUCCUCGUAAUGCGUGCCCUUAGUUUGGGGUUGAUUAAGGGGUUCAUUGAUCAAAUCAAGCAAACCGUUACUGUAAGUUGGGUCCAGCCUAGAAUUAUGAACAGGGACCAAAUCACUUCAAUGAAGACAAAGUUGGAAAACUGGAGUAGUAACGUUAACAAGUUGAGUGGGUUUGUGGAAGUCAACGGUGAAGGUAUUUGGUCUGAAGCUUGA